AUGCCAGCGAAGGAUUAUCCCUCAAUUUCCGAGUAUGCAAAGGCUCAAAGGGAACUAGGAAGUUGUCUACCCGAAUUUCGAGCAACGGUUAUCAAAUCUUUACAAACAGGUGCAACGGUUGGAGUUCCUUUCGGAGCAUAUGUUGCUUACAGACAACACGGACUUGCAAUGAAGCCAUUUCUUGGGAAAUCACUGGCAACAUGGAUGACGUGUACUAUUGCUUUUUCAUGUAUGGGCCUGAUGGUAGGAACAUAUAAUUGCUUACGGGUGAAGAUGUGA
Messenger RNA from Auanema sp. JU1783, 279 nucleotides. The record is from the annotation of a GenBank genome assembly. Lineage: Eukaryota; Metazoa; Nematoda; Chromadorea; Rhabditida; Rhabditidae.